Cuscuta europaea is the source of this 896-nucleotide messenger RNA. The record is from the annotation of a GenBank genome assembly. Lineage: Eukaryota; Viridiplantae; Streptophyta; Magnoliopsida; Solanales; Convolvulaceae.
AAAAAAACCUAUAAAUACUCCUAAUCUUAAACAUUUUUUCAUAUCUCUUCUCCAAUUCUUCCUAAAUCCUAUUCUUAACUCUCUACUCUCUAAUUCUCUUAUUCUCCAUUCUCCAAUAUAUUAUAUUUAUUAUUUAUAGUUUAUAUUAAUUAUCUAUUUAUAUAAACUAUAAAUAGUAUUAUAUUACUUAUAUUUGUUAUCUAAUUAUAUAUUACUUAUAUAUUUAUUAUAUCUAUUAAUAUAGUUGGAAUUAUAUCUAAUUAAUUUGAAGUCAUUCUAUUACUCCCAUCCGAAAGACCGAAAGUCCGAAAGAGAUGGAUCGUCCUAGAUAUUCGGUUGAUAUGGGUAACCUCGAGCGCAACCGAACGAAAGAGCUUGCGAGGAAGAGAUCCCGCAAAGGUAAAUCACAUAUCGGCUCUUCAUCUCAAAGUCGAGAUGAUUUUGAUACGGGUUACGUAAGGAGGGAUGGGGAUGCGAUGACCGACGAACAACUAGAACAAGAAUUGCACCGACAUAAUUCCCGCUUUUUUCAAGACCAACCGAGGACCAUUGACGAAGAAGAGCUCGAGGACGAGGACGACGAUGUGGAGGAAGCAAUUCCGGAGAGCCACGACGACGAGGAGGAGGAGGGUGGCGGCAGCCAUGACGCCGACCAAGCAGCCUCAUCCCAAACAUGUACAAAAAAAAGUAAAUCUGAAUUAAUGGCUAAUAAUUUUUCUAAGUGGAAGGACCUGAACACCGGGAAUUGGACCGCAACUUGCAAUUGGUGCAAGAAAAACUAUAGCUUGGGGAUUUCCGGCGGAUACGGAUCCGCCACAAGACACCUUAAGUCCAAACACCCGGUGGAGAAUGCUGAUUAUGUGAGUUAUUUUGCUGAUUUUAUGAAGGAAAAGUUU